GUCCGAGGGCAAGAAAGGCGUGUGAAUUGGAAGAUGUCUGGAUAUGAGAAGAUGACAGUAGACGUGCUGCGGCAGGAGCUACGACGUAGAAAUUUGCCAUCAAGUGGUAGAAAGCCGGAAAUUAUAUCAAGAUUACUGCAAUCAGAUGAUUUGGAGCAUGUAGACCAAGUGGUUGAUGAACUACCAAGAGGAGAUAAAGAUGGACAUGAUGCCCAACCAGCAAGAGCAGUAACGCAAAGGCAACCGUCUCCUUUUCGACUUCUCUCUCAGGCUCGCGUGGCCAAGGAACACACUCGAAUGAAAGAAAUGAGAAAUCACAUUGUUUUAUGGAGGAAACCUCUUGUUACUUUAUACAACUUUAGCUUAGAAAUGGGAGUUCAAUUACAUAUUUCAUAUCACAAGUUAGUUGAUAAUCGCAAGACUGUUGCAGUCUCGUGUUUAGCUCUGUGGUGGCUCUUCUUGAUCUGGUACAUGGAAGGACCUCAUCAACCCUGGAUAGAAUCACUAGAAAGGACAACCCUGUGGAGUUGCUAUUGGAUUGGCCUGGGUAUUCUCUCGUCAGUGGGUUUAGGAACGGGACUUCACACGUUCUUGUUAUACUUGGGUCCUCACAUAGCUGCUGUUACUCUGGCUGCCUGGGAAUGUAUGUCAGUUGACUUUCCUUCACCUCCAUAUCCUGAGGAGAUUCUCUGCCCGUCUGAUAGCAGCAGUCAAGAGAGCUUGAGCAUUCUUACCAUCAUGAGUAAAGUUAGGCUCGAAGCGUUUAUGUGGGGGGCUGGCACGGCGAUUGGAGAAUUACCGCCUUAUUUUAUGGCCAAAGCUGCUCGUUUAUCUGGUUCCAGUAUUGAGGAGGAGGAAGUCGAGGAAGAGUUGGAAGCAUUAGAGAGUGCUGAAGAUUCCGGUGUUAUAACGAGAAUGAAGAGGGCAAUACAUCAUUUGGUGCAGCGAGUCGGCUUUUUCGGCAUCUUGCUGUGUGCAUCUAUUCCCAACCCUUUGUUCGAUCUGGCAGGCAUGACAUGUGGUCAUUUUCUUGUCCCGUUUUGGACAUUUUUUGGAGCUACUCUAAUAGGCAAAGCAAUCAUCAAGAUGCACAUUCAGAAAAUGUUUGUCAUUGUUCUUUUCACAAAGAAGUAUGUUGAGGGACUAGUAGAUAUUAUGGGGCUUGUUCCGGUGGUUGGUCCUGGUUUGCAAGCACCAUUCAAGGAAUACCUUCAGAAGCAGAGGAAAAAAUUGCAUCAGAAACCAGGAGCAGCUAAAUCAUCUAGUCCAAGUUGGUUGAGUCGAUUCUAUCAAGGUCUCGUUAUCUUCAUGGUCGGCUACUUUAUUUUGUCUAUUAUUAACUCGACAGCCCAGCAGUACGCCAAACGUCAAGACGAUGCGUGGUUACAGAGUCAGAUGGCAAAGGAAGAUGAUCGCGAGGAAACGUGACGACCAGUUGAAUGUAUGUAGGCUGGAUUUGUAGAAAUGUUGUGGACAAUGACAUACAAAGUGAGUAUUGUAUUAUACACGAUGUAGUUUGUGUAUACAAUAUGCACUCUGGUGUCUCCAAUUGUUGCUAUGUGUACGUGCUCCCCAUUUCUUGUACAAGGCAUUAGAUCUUCCAUAAGUUUUGGAAGUAUCUAAUUCACUUGUUCAAGCAAGCUUUUUGAUAUGACUUUAGUUGGAGGCUUAUGUGGUGAAGUGAAAUAGAAUUGUUUAUAGACAGAGGUAGGUCAUAGCUAUAUUUUCAAAAAGUGACCACAACUAAGGUGG
Corticium candelabrum is the source of this 1752-nucleotide messenger RNA. RefSeq names its product vacuole membrane protein 1-like. The record is from RefSeq and is a predicted model, not a curated record. The transcript has 14 exons. NCBI's taxonomy places the organism in Eukaryota, Metazoa, Porifera, Homoscleromorpha, Homosclerophorida, Plakinidae. Bases 34 to 1428 code for a protein of 464 amino acids. Gene Ontology annotation, biological process: autophagy; Golgi organization. Gene Ontology annotation, cellular component: membrane; endomembrane system; endoplasmic reticulum.